AUGUCACAACAACAAGAUUUGAACCUAUUCGUGGACAACUCCAUCAUCCCACAGAAAGUAUACAGAGACGAACCAUUGUUCGGUGUCAUCACACAUACACAGGGAACAUCACCUAGUUGGCUAAUAAAUUUAUUGAUUGAAAAUGCACUUUAUGGAACUUGUGUUAUAAAUCAUGAAAAAAAUCAACAUAGACAAUUAAGAUCAAAUGUUGUUGUUAUUUCAUUCUUGAAUGAUUUUGAUUUUUAUGAGAAAGAUUUGAAAAGAAAUGGGAUUGAAGUUAAUGAUAACCAACAGUUCCAUUUCAUUGAUUUAUUUACAGAUUUAUUUCAAAAAAUUAAUACACCUGAAAGUAUUGUUAAAAUUUUUGAUCAAUUAUCUAAAACAAUUCAAAAUAUACCAAACAAGAAAACUAUACUGAUUGAAGGUAUCGAAUUCCUGUUAUCAUCAACAGGUAUAACUUCGAUUCAAUUAUUAAAUCAAAUCAAUAAAUUAAAUAAGAUUGCAGAUGCUUUAUUUAUUAUAACAGGUGCAGAUAAAGAAUUAAUUGAUAUACAACAUGCAAACCCAUCAUUACCAGAGUUCAAGACAUUAGAUUUCAUAAUAAGAUUAUUACAUCGUUCAAAUAUUGUCUUAGGAUUAAGACCAUUAGAAACUGGUAGAGCUAAAGAUAUCACAGGUACUUUAACAAUUUCUAAAGGUACUAUACCAUUUGAUUCAUUAGUUGUAUCAGAAAAGGAAUAUUUAUUCUUUGUAUCAAGAGAAACUACAAAAUUAUUCUUCAGAUGA
Hansenula ciferrii is the source of this 786-nucleotide messenger RNA. RefSeq names its product Elongator subunit ELP6 (gene ELP6). Bases 1 to 786 code for a protein of 261 amino acids. NCBI's taxonomy places the organism in Eukaryota, Fungi, Ascomycota, Saccharomycetes, Phaffomycetales, Wickerhamomycetaceae. Gene Ontology annotation, cellular component: elongator holoenzyme complex. Gene Ontology annotation, biological process: tRNA wobble uridine modification. The record is from RefSeq and is a predicted model, not a curated record. The transcript has a single exon.